AUGAGCACGCAGAUCUUGAUUCUUGGCAGCGGAGGCAGAGAACAUGCUCUAGCAUGGAAACUUGCGCAGUCUGCUAUCGUAAAACAUAUAUUCGUAUGUCCUGGUAAUCCAGGAUCCGCUAAAAAUCAAAAAACUUCAAAUCUUGAUCUUCCGCUCAUCCACCCUUACAAGAAUAUCGUAGACUGGGCUGUAAACAAGAAGAUCGAUAUCGUAGUACCCGGUCCAGAGGAUCCUCUUGUUCUUGGCGUAGAAAAAUGCUUUCGUGACGUUGGCAUACCCGUAUUCGGUCCCACACAGCUAGCAGCUAGGAUGGAAGGCUCCAAAGCCUUCUCCAAGGCGUUCAUGCACCGUCAUGCUAUACCCACCGCCAAAUUUAGAACAUUUUCUUCUUCUCAGCUCCAGGACGCCACCAACUACGUUCAAACAUGUGGUCAUCCUGUCGUCUUAAAAGCCAGUGGUCUUGCAGGCGGAAAGGGCGUCCUCAUUCCCUCCUCUACUGAUGAGGCUCUCCAAGGUCUGCGAUCCAUCAUGGUAGACAAUGCCUUUGGAUCAGCAGGUGAUGAGAUCGUGAUCGAGGAACUUCUCGAAGGUCCCGAGAUCUCUGUGCUCGCGUUUUCUGAUGGGUACACUAUCGUACCCUUACCAGCCGCACAAGAUCACAAGCGUAUUGCCGAGGGGGACACCGGCCUCAAUACUGGAGGCAUGGGCGCCUAUGCGCCUGCCCCUGUCGCAACACCUGCGAUUAUGGAUCGUAUCAUGACAGAGUCUCUACGUCCUACCAUCGACGGCAUGCGCAAAGAAGGAUUCCCUUUCGUCGGCCUCCUCUUUACAGGCUUCAUGCUCACUGCCGAUGGGCCCAAGGUCCUAGAAUACAACGUACGUUUCGGGGACCCCGAAACCGAGGCACUCAUGAUGCUCCUGAGCGACGAUGUCGAUCUCGCUGCAGUCCUUAUCGCGUGUGCAGAACGUCACCUCGAUUCAGUCCAGAUCAACACGCGUCCAGGCUUCUCAGUCUCUGUUAUCCUCGUUUCGGGGGGAUACCCCGAGAGCUAUGCCAAGGGGAAGCCAAUUCAAGUGGGCGAGGUCCCGUCUGAUGUGGUGGUGUUCCAUUGCGGAACAUCGAUGAGCGGAAAUGAUCUGGUCACAUCUGGUGGCCGGGUCAUGGCAGUAACAUGCUCCGCACCAACCCUGGAACAAGCUCUUUCGCAAGUUUAUGCGACUGUCGACAAAAUCUCAUUCGAGGGCAAUAGAGCACUGACAUCAUCAAGUCAAGCUCCAUCAGACGGCCUGACAUAUGCGCAGGCCGGCGUCUCAGUAGAUGCCGGAAACGCGUUCGUAGAAGCCAUCAAACCAUAUGUGCGCGCCACUAAGCGCUCCGGUGCUGAUGUGGAAAUAGGGGGUUUUGGAGGUAUUUUUGACCUCAAAGCAACCGGCUACAAAGAUCCCGUGCUGGUCAGCGGGACAGACGGCGUGGGUACGAAACUUCGUAUCGCUGUCGAUGCCGGUAUCCACCAUCUGGUCGGAAUCGACCUGGUUGCGAUGUCGGUCAACGACCUGCUUGUGCAGGGCGCCGAGCCGCUUUAUUUCCUCGAUUAUUACGGAUGCAGCAAACUAGAUGUCGCUACUGCCGCGGACGUCAUCAAGGGUAUCACACAGGGCUGCCAACAAGCCGGCUGUGCUUUGAUCGGUGGUGAAACGGCAGAGAUGCCAGGGAUGUACCAAGACGGCGAUUACGACCUCGCAGGCUUCGCGGUCGGUGCAGUCGAGCGCAGUUCAAUCCUCCCUCGGGCAGAUAUCAUGCCAGGAGACGUCCUUCUCGGAAUCGCUUCUUCUGGAAUCCACUCGAAUGGGUUCUCGCUCGUUCGAAAAGUCAUCGAGAUGAUAGGCCUGUCAUACUCCUCGGCAUGUCCGUGGGACGAUCAAAAGACUCUCGCCCUCAGUCUUCUGGAGCCCACUAGGAUAUACGUCAAGCAAGUUCUCCCAGCUGUACACCAUGGAUUUCUAAAAGGCAUGUCUCACAUUACAGGGGGUGGCUUUAUCGAGAACAUCCCCCGGGUGCUGCCAAAAGGAAUGGGUGCAUUCAUUGAUGCGUCGACUUGGCAGCUUCCCCCUGUGUUCCGGUUCCUGAUGCAGCGUGGGGGAAUCGCCCCUUUGGAAAUGGCUCGUACGUUCAAUAAUGGUAUCGGGUUGGUGCUUAUUGUGGGGCGAGAGGAUGUGGAUAGGGCUGUGCAGGUCUUGCGGGGGACUGCUGACGCUGCUGUUUAUCGAAUUGGUGAGGUGACGGAUAAAAGUGGGGUUGAGAUGAGGAAUUUGGAGUGUUGGAGUCCUCAAUAG
Messenger RNA from Suillus subaureus, 2334 nucleotides. RefSeq names its product phosphoribosylglycinamide synthetase. The transcript is spliced from 10 exons. Gene Ontology annotation, biological process: 'de novo' IMP biosynthetic process; adenine biosynthetic process. Gene Ontology annotation, cellular component: cytosol. The coding region runs from base 1 to 2334 and encodes 777 amino acids. Lineage: Eukaryota; Fungi; Basidiomycota; Agaricomycetes; Boletales; Suillaceae. The record is from RefSeq and is a predicted model, not a curated record. Gene Ontology annotation, molecular function: phosphoribosylamine-glycine ligase activity; ATP binding; metal ion binding.